Messenger RNA from Aspergillus tubingensis, 459 nucleotides. RefSeq names its product natterin-like protein. Bases 1 to 459 code for a protein of 152 amino acids. The record is from RefSeq and is a predicted model, not a curated record. The transcript has a single exon. NCBI's taxonomy places the organism in Eukaryota, Fungi, Ascomycota, Eurotiomycetes, Eurotiales, Aspergillaceae.
AUGCCGAUUCCCAAAGAAGGAGAAACUUUUCGCCUCCUCAAUUACGCAACCAAUAACGUACUUGUUGCCAAUAAAGGUACUGGCAAUGAGGGUGCACUCACCGCCUACAACAGGAAUACAGUCUAUCAAGACCAGAUCUUCGAGCUUGUCUCACGCUCGGAUGGUACCUUCUAUAUCCAGGCUUUCCAUAUUAACAUGAACGGUGUCUACGGCCGCAUAUUUUCCAUCAUGGACAAUGUCGGGAUGAAAUAUGAAUACUCAGGCAAUGAGAGUCUCCGCUUCACAUUCGAAGAGGGUAGCUCAAAUAGGGCGGGGUGGUACCGUCUUGUUACUCCAGCGUACAAUCUGGUUCUUACUGGAAAACCGUGGAAUUACCAUGCUGACGGAGAAAAAUAUGACGAUCAAUACUUCAAGUUUGAAACUGAUUACGGCGAGUUUACUAAGUCUGCUGAUGCUUGA